AUUACAGUGCCGCCUAAUUAGCGAGUACUUAAUGAAUGUCGCACCCGAAUUAUUUGUUUCGGUAAUUCUUUUCUAUGCAAAGGUUGGCGUUAUAAAUUUGAUUAAACUUGUGUCUUUGAAAAUUGCCAUCUGCAUUACUUCGUAUGUUGACAUUCACCAUGCACCAGUGUAUUUUAUAAUUUUUUUUGUUAACCAGCUGGCCAACAAAUAAAACACGGACUGCAGGUUAACAAACAUGUUGCAUCUCUUGAUUGCUGGAAUAGUUAUUAUAGCUUCAGUACUUAUUUUCAGGAUUGGAUCUUUCUUAUACAAACGUUCCACAAGCCGCCAUAACGUCCCACCUGGCGUGGUCAUUUUGUAUCAGAUAGGACGAGGCCCGUUUGCGCCCAGCGUUUCUCCAUUUCCCUUGAAAUUGGAGACCUUUUUACGGAUGACGAAAACCCCUUAUGUUAACGAUCAUUCCGCAAAGUUUUCAUCCAAAAGGAAAACACCAUGGAUUGAAUAUGAUGGGAAGUCGAUAGCAGAUUCCCAGUUUUGUAUAGACUACAUUAAGACAAAGAGGGGGGUCGACGUCAGCAGCCACCUGUCACCGUCAGACUGCUCCGUGGCCAGGGCUUUUCAAAAACUGACGGAAGAAAAUCUCUAUUGGACAAUGUGUAUAGAAAUGUUUGGUGAAGACACAUCUACUGUGGAGAAAGUGAUACCGUACAAAGGAUUAAAACUGUGGUUUACGAUCUGGUUCCUCAAACGCGUCAUCAAUAAAGAGACCUGGGGUCACGGGAUAGGGCGCCACACGCAGGAAGAGGUGUGGUCUAUUGCCGUCAGUGACAUGACGGCCAUCUCCGACUUUCUAGGGGAUAAGGACUUUUUUAUGGGACCAGAGCCGAGCGAGGUAGACUGUGCAAUAUUCGGAAUGAUGGCCAUGAUUCUAUUCAAUAUGCCCGACUCAAGACACGAGAAAUACGUCAGAGAAAAUUUACCUAACAUCGUAGCAUACUGUGAACGCAUGAAGCGCCGAUUUUGGCCGGACUGGGAGAGUCAUGUCCUAACCAGCAAGAAGUACGAAAACGAUGACGGGAAAAUAUAUUUCGAAACACAAGGAAAAGAUCUUGGUACAUGUAUAUAUAGUUAAUCUAAUCUCAAAGGGUAUCAUUUAUCAGCAGGUGUAUAUAUAUAUGUAUGUAUGUAUGUAUUUAUCUAUAAACACACACACAAUUCAUACAUGUACUGUGUCUGGUCUGCAAAUAAUGGAUUGUACAAUAUCGAAAAGUGUAAUAAAGUUUUGUUUUCUUCAUAGAA
This is a messenger RNA of Ostrea edulis (European flat oyster), 1299 nucleotides long. RefSeq names its product failed axon connections homolog. The transcript is spliced from 6 exons. The record is from RefSeq and is a predicted model, not a curated record. Gene Ontology annotation, cellular component: cytoplasm. NCBI's taxonomy places the organism in Eukaryota, Metazoa, Mollusca, Bivalvia, Ostreida, Ostreidae. Bases 236 to 1132 code for a protein of 298 amino acids.